AUGCGUUUUCUGCGACGCCUCUUUCCUUUAGUGGUGCUGUUGGUAUCAUCCUCCACCGCAUUUUCAGACCAGGCCAACGAUGCCCUCAGUCAUAUCUCUACUUUCUCUAAGAUGCUUGACGAGAAUCAAGAUGCUGUCAAUCGGUACAACGGCGGCAUCGUGGCAGCUUCCCCUCUUGCACACGGAAUGCUCAAUAUAUGGACCUCGUUGAGGGAGGCCAAUUCCAAUCUCCAAGGUACCAAAUUUACACCUCAGGAGUCUAGUGAGAUUGUUGGCAACCUUACUGCUGCUAAUGAGGCUUCUCUUAAUGUGCUUGAUGCGUACCGGGAAAAGGCACCACUGCUUAACCAGGCCGGUGUAGGCUUCAUGGUUCCAAUUUUCAUGCAAGCCUUGUACCGAGAAGCAGAUGACUUUACAGUUGGGUUGAAGAAGCAGAUGCCUCAAAAGUAUGCGGCCUCAAUGGAUCAGAUUACCGCCCGCCACAGGACAGCCUGGGAUGAGACAUUCCAAUCGUACGAGUCAGCCAGCAAACCGAAUCCAUUGAACCAUAAGAGGUUUUUCUCAAUGGUGUCGCCAGUUCUUGGAUUAUUGAUUUGA
This is a messenger RNA of Penicillium canescens, 597 nucleotides long. RefSeq names its product cell wall mannoprotein 1 family protein. The record is from RefSeq and is a predicted model, not a curated record. Lineage: Eukaryota; Fungi; Ascomycota; Eurotiomycetes; Eurotiales; Aspergillaceae. Gene Ontology annotation, cellular component: extracellular region. Bases 1 to 597 code for a protein of 198 amino acids. The transcript is spliced from 2 exons.